ACUAUUACGACGUCGUAUUCGUAGAAUACAGAAAACUAAUCUGAAACCUAUUCCAGAAAUCGCCACCGUUGCGCCACCAUGAGCAGCGCCAAAUCCCGCAACUUCCGCCGCCGUGCCGUCGAAGACGAAGAUGAAGACGGCCACAGCUUCUCAACUCCGACGGUCUCCAAAAUCAACGGCGGCGCUUCCACCACGAGCAGCAAACCCUCCGCCAACAAACCCAAAAAACCAACCUCUCAGCCCCCCGUCAAAAGCCUCCUCUCCUUCGCCGACGAUGACGAGGAGUCCCCCUUUUCUCGCCCCCCAUCCAAGCCCCCCUCAUCGUCGUCCUCUUCGCGCAUCAACAAAUCUUCCGCCCACAAGCUCACCUCCUCAAAAGACCGAAUUGCCCCUCACCCUCCAUCCACCUCCCUCCCCUCAAACGUCCAGCCCCAAGCCGGACUCUACACCAAAGAAGCCCUCCUAGAGCUUCAGAAAAACACCAAAACCUUCGCCGCACCCGCCCGUAACAAACCCAAACCCGACCCGGAACCUGUAGUAAUCCUAAAGGGUUCGAUAAAACCCAUAAAUUCGACCGACUCGAACUCUGAAGCUAAUGGUAGAGGUGAAGUGGGCUUUGAUCAAAAGCGCCAAGGUUUGAGUGCCGAUAGAAACGACGCAGAAUCCCGAUUGAAGGACAUUGCAUUAGGGCCAGAUUUAGGGGAUGAUAAUGAAGUUAUGCCGGAUCAAACAAUGAUCGAUGCAAUUAAGGCGAAGAGGGAGAGGUUAAGACAGGCCAAACCCGCAGCUCCGGAUUACAUAGCAUUGGAUGGCGGGAGUAAUCACGGCGAAGCCGAGGGUUUGAGCGAUGAGGAGCCUGAAUUUCAAGGGAGGAUUGGUUUCUUCGGUGAGAAGAUCGGAGGGCGUGAUAGUAAGAAGGGUGUUUUUGAGGAUUUUGAGGAGAGGGCUAUGUCGAAAGAGAGGGGAAUCGAAACGGAUGAUGAUGAAGAGGACGAGGAGGAUAAGAUGUGGGAGGAAGAGCAGGUGAGGAAAGGGUUGGGAAAGAGGCUAGAUGACGGUGUUGGUAGUGUUAAUAGUAAUGUUAGCGGUGUAAAUAGCAUUAGUGUGAUGCAUCCUCCGUCGAAAAACGUUGGAGGGGCGGGGGUCGAUAUAUUUGGUAUUGAUGAUAUUUCGAUUUCUCAGCAAGCCGAGGUUGCCAAGAAAGCUCUGACUGAGAACUUGAGGAGGGUUAAGGAAUCCCAUGGCAGAACAAUGAUGUCGUUGGCAAAGAGUGAAGAAAAUUUAUCUUCAUCAUUGCGGAAUGUUCUUAGCUUAGAGGAUUCUUUGGCUGCCGCCGGUGAGAAGUUCGUCUUUAUGCAAAAGCUCCGUGAGUUUGUUUCUGUUUUAUGUGAGUUUCUGGAGCAUAAAGAUUUUGAGAUCGUGGAACUUGAAGAACGAUUGCAGAAUCUUCAUGAAGAGCGUGCAAGAGCCAUCGAAAAAAGAAGAGCAGCAGAUAACGAUGACGAGAUUUCUGAAAUAGAGCAAGUUAUUGCUGGUAGUAAUGCAAGAGCAGUUAAAAGUGUGCCUGUUGAACUGGACGAAUUCGGAAGAGAUGUUAAUCUGCAAAAACGUAUGGAUAUCUCGAGAAGGAGGGAAGCUAGACAAAGACGAAGAGCCAAAGCUGAUUCCAAGAGAAACUCUGCCAUGGAAAAAGAUGGUUCCGUUCAACAAAUGGAAGGAGAGUUAAGCACCGAUGAAAGUGACAGUGAGAGUACAGCUUACGAGUCACACCAUAAGGAAUUACUUAAAUGCGCUGACGAUAUCUUCAGUGAUGCAGCUGAGGAGUAUUCUGAAUUUUCGAACGUGGUUGAAAGAUUCGAGACAUGGAAGAAAGAAUAUGGAUCGAGCUACCGUGAUGCUUAUAUGUCGAUGAGUAUACCCGAACUUUUCUCACCUUACGUGAGGCUGGAGCUUGUGAAGUGGGACCCACUUCACGGAGAUGCAGAUUUUAUGGAUAUGAAAUGGCAUUCCUUGCUAUUCAACUAUGGUGAAAACGGAAUCAGUGGAGAGAAUGCAGAGGACGAUGCCGACACAAAUCUUGUUCCCCAAUUGGUUGAAAAAAUUGCAAUUCCGAUUCUACACCACCAGUUAGCGUAUUGUUGGGACAUCCUUAGUACUCGUGAAACAAAGUUUGCUGUCUCUGCUAUGAACUUGGUCAUGACUUACGUAGAUCACUCCAGUUCGGCUCUUGGGAACUUAAUACCCGUUCUUCGUGAUCGUCUCACCAAAGCUGUAGCUGACUUGAUGGUGCCUACGUGGAGCCCGCUUGAAAUGAAGGCUGUACCGAAUGCAGCAAGAGUUGGGGCGUAUAGAUUUGGUACAUGUGUUCGUUUGAUGAGGAACAUAUGCUUGUGGAAUGGGAUUCUCGAUAAGCCCGUACUUGAAAAGAUUGCUCUUGACGAACUUUUAGGCAGGAAAAUUCUUCCUCAUCUUCACAGCAUAAGUUCAAACGUACACGAUGCAGUUAUACGGACAGAGAGGGUUAUUGAUUCAUUAUGCGGUGUGUGGACAGGCCCUGGCGUUGCAGGGGAUAAGAGAAAGUUGCAGCCAUUGGUGAAGUUCUUGCUGUUGAUAGGAAAGACACUGGAGAAAAGGCAAGCUUCGAGUGCAGUGGAAACUGAAUCAGGUUCACUCGUUCGAAGAUUGAAGAAAAUGCUUGUGGAUCUGAAUGAGUAUGAUCAUGCAAGAGAAUUAUCGAGAAAAUUUAAUCUCAAGGAGGCACUCUGAAUUCGCUCUCUCCGUAACGUAAAUCAAUUUUGAGAAUACACUUACUGCGUGUGCAUAGAGAUCAUCUUUAAGAAAAAAAAGGGGCUUUCUCAUAUGUAUACAGUCCUCUGUUUGUAAUUUGGAAUAGGCUAAUUCGAAGCUUUUUUGUUCUUACUUUAGUUGUCGCCUGUCGGUACACUUUAAUUGAUGUAGAAACGAAAGGUUCCUUCACGAGCACUUACGAUAUCGUAAUAUUAUUUGAUCUCCAUGUUAUUUAC
Erythranthe guttata (spotted monkey flower) is the source of this 3023-nucleotide messenger RNA. Its product is annotated as GC-rich sequence DNA-binding factor-like protein. Gene Ontology annotation, biological process: mRNA splicing, via spliceosome; spliceosomal complex disassembly. The record is from RefSeq and is a predicted model, not a curated record. Gene Ontology annotation, molecular function: DNA binding. Gene Ontology annotation, cellular component: U2-type post-mRNA release spliceosomal complex; nucleus. Lineage: Eukaryota; Viridiplantae; Streptophyta; Magnoliopsida; Lamiales; Phrymaceae.